ACAAGAUCAACAUUCAAAACUAACAGUUCUGUUCAAAUCAUCAAAAUAAUCCUUCAUCAACACAUUGUUUUGGCUGAGUUCCUGAUUUCUGUCCUUGACCCUUAGCAAAAUUCCUUCCUUUUUUAUUUUUUCUUCCCUUUUUUUACCCCCUUUCUUCCCUGUCUAGGUCUAAUCUCCUUUGGAAAUGAAAAAACUGUUAGGGCAUCUGGAGCUGGAAGUGCUUUGAGCCUGUUCAAACAUGGAGCACUGGGACUCACUGGGAUUUUUGAUAGUCACACUCAAUUAUAACGUGACUAUUGUAGGGAAGGUCUGGCUGAUGCUGGUAAUUCUGCUGCGGAUGGCAGUGGUGGUGUUGGCUGGGUACCCCCUCUACCAAGAUGAGCAGGAGCGCUUUGUCUGCAACACCCUGCAACCAGGAUGCUCCAACGUCUGCUACGACUUGUUCUCUCCUGUGUCUCACUUUAGGUUCUGGCUCAUUCAGACCGUGUCUGUCCUGCUGCCUUAUAUUACGUUCUGCAUUCAUGUUCUGCACAAGGCAGCUAUGCACAUUGUGAGAAUGCACUGUGUGGUGCAUGGCUGCAAGAGGAACAAGGGUUUGUCAAGCCCCAAAGAUGUGAAGGAGCUCUGUAGAAGUGCAGUUGUCAACAGAGUAGAUUGUGGUGCAGACAACCUAAGUGUCCUGAAUUUUUCAGGGGCAUAUACCAUUCAUCUUUUUAUUAGGACCCUACUGGAAGUUGCCUUUGCAGCUGUGCAAUACUUUCUUUUUGGAUUUUCUGUUCCUGACCGCUUUUCAUGCUACCACUCACCUUGCACAAGCGCUGUUGACUGUUACAUCUCCCGGCCCACUGAGAAAUCCAUCAUGAUGAUUUUCAUCUGGGGGGUCAGCAGCCUGUCCUUCCUACUCAGCCUUGCUGAUCUCGUCUGUGCUCUCCGGAGAAUGACAGCAAGAAACCAAAAGAAGGUGUUGGCAAACCUCUGCACAGAGAAAGAGUGCAUGUUACACCUUCCCCCAGUCCAGCACAGUAGCUCUCCUCCACCUCAAAAUGGGGAUGGCCCAGUAGCAAACAGCUGUCAGCCCAGUGAUGGCUCCUGCUCGCUUCUCUCUGAAGAGGAGGAAGAGGCUGUGCUUCAUCCCGAAGGUGUCCCUCAGCAAAGUGCCAGCACUAACCUCAGCAGCAGCAGCAAUAAGUGCUGUGUGUCAGCAGACCUUGCUGUUAAGCAGCAGAGCACAGAAGGACCCCUGUGUGCCAGGGACCAGCAAGGAACCCCCUGCAGCCAAGUGAGAACCAGACUUCAGCCAGACUUCAAUAAAGACACUGCCCUGGCUUUGAGACCUCAGAUGGAGUCUCCCCUUGGAGUUUCUUCCUCUGUUGUUCAGAGCAAGCUUUUAGGGUUCUACCCUUCAGCUGAGCUAAAAAGCCCUGAUGCACAAUCAAAUUAUAGCAGCACUAGCUGCCUGAGGUCAAAAAAGUCCGAAUGGGUAUAGGAGCCAGAGUGAGCACUACGCUGUGACCCUGACUGGGCAAAUCAUUGCAUCACCAAAGAGGCUUCAGGGAGUUUCAGCUGAGUCUCUUGGCUGUGGUUAUGCUGCAGAGAUGCUCUACCCUGCUGUGUACCUCCAUUAGAAAAGAAGCAAACACUUUGGAUAAGAGUUUGAAGAGUAUUGCAUUGCGGGAUGUGUUCCUCAGGAAAUGUGACAUCUUUAUGUUUUUCUGCAUGUAGGUGGUUUUAAAAGGCUGUGGACUGUUGCUGAUGUGACUGGCCUGGUUUUCCAGGAGCAUGUGUGAACACUUGUUUACUCUAACCUAGUUUUAUUGCAAAAUAUUGAGCUUAGCAAAGAUAUGUUUUCUACUGUCAGAAGAAGACUAAUUUAUCUCCUCAUAUUAAAUUCUCAAAGUUCACUCUAAGACAGGAUAUUCAAGAAGACUAGACAGCUAAUAUAACAAAAACACUUGUUUUGUAGCAAAGUGUUAAUGUGUCAAAAUCCUAGAUCUUGUUGCUUGAAGGUGACACCCCUCCCAGCUAGCAGUGCCAGGGCAGUACCUUCUCUGACACUGAUGGCAGCAGCAGCCUGACCAUGCCUGAGAUACUCAACUAUAACAACUUCCAGUACCUAGAGGGGCCUAAAGGAAAGCCAGAGAGGGACUUUUUACAAGGACAUGUAGGAAUUUACAAGGACAAGGAGGAAUUGCUUCAAACUGAAGUAGGGUAGGUUUAGAUUAGAUGCAAGGAAAACAUUUUUUACUUGAUGGUGGUGAGGCAGUGGAAGAGUUUGCCCAGAGAAGCUGUGGAUGUCCUGGAUGCCCCAUCCUUGGAGGUGUCCAAGGUCAGGCUGGAUGGAGCUUUGAGCAAUCUGGUUUCAUGGAAAUUGUCUCUGCCUAUGGCAGAGGCCUUGGAAAUAAAUGAUCUUGAAUGUCCCUUCCAACCCAAACCAUUCUAUGAACUACAAUAACCUGCAAAACAGAGUAGCUGCAUCCACAUUAGCUGUUGGGCAUGGUCCUGUGCUUGAGAAUUUCUUGGGAAACAACAAGGAGCUGUGAGCCAGAAGGGUGUCAGGGAGUGCUCCAGCAGCUUGGCAGGGACUGAGCAGCAGUGCCCGUGCUCUGGCUCCACUGACACAUCUACAGGGUGUUGCUUCUCAGCCUUAAAUAGUGACACUGGGCUCUCAGUUUCAGGAGGUGGGAGUGAGUCACCUGACCUCUUCUAGGGGUCUCUAAAGGUAAGAUGAGUCACUUUCUGGGUAUGCCUAUUUCUCCCAUAUAUGAUUAUCUCAGACUUGGGUUUAGGGAAAAUGGCUUCUACCCUGAAAGAAGGAUAUAGUGGCAAUGUCUAUAUCAGAGUGCUUGCCCUCUUUGUCUGACAGACUUAUAAUGCUAAUAAUUUGAAAACAUGUCUCAAUUGAGUGAAUCACAGAAGAUUUUAUUACAGUUAUGCCUUUUCUUUCCUUCAGUGUUAAUUCUGCAGCAUUUGCAUAAACGUGAUCCAGCACUACAGCACAGCAGUGCGUGAGAUGAAUUUUCUUUUAGCUACAAGUCAAGGAGGCUGAAGGUUGCACAUACCUGCAGAUCAUUAGUGGGAGUGGAUGUGGAGGAGCAUGUACCCAGAGAAAUGUGCUGCUGGUAUUAUUCAAAUUAUUCAGAGGGUAUGAAGAGCUGGUAUCUGCAGAUACUGCUUGGUGCUGGAGUAGCUACGAUGCUGUUUAGACCAGGCACAGAUCUAGUCUUGCUCUUGGGCUGCCAUGUAACAAGUUUCUCCAAUAUAUUAAGGGCUGGGUCCCAUGUGCAGGACAUGAAGCUUUCACAUUCUUCCUUUUCUCUCCUAUGUGUUCAGAAGUCUUCAAGACAGGCUGAUCACACCUGUGUAGCAUUUCUCACGUGUAAGGUGAAGACUAACAAUGAUCUCUUCUGCAUUCCCCCAAAAUUAGGUGGCUUAAUAGAUAGACAGAACUGCUCUUGGGGUCAGGAGCAAAGUACUUUGGGAUCCUGAGGUGGGCUAUGAGCAUUUUUAAUUACUACCUUCUAAGUAAGGUUUUCCUCUCUAUUAGCUCUGUUUGUUUCUUUUAUCGUGCAUGCUUGUUGUGUGAUUUGUCAUUUCCAGGGUAGAAACAGCAUUAAUUAUUAAACUUAUCAUAGGCAGAAAAACAUUAAAUAUUUAAACUUCUCAUCCUCCAAAGCCUCUUUAAUGGGGUGUGUGCUGAUUACACAUGCCAUGACAAAACAUUGCAACAAUGAAACCUUUUAUGAUUCAUUGCAUCUUCUCAGACGUGAGAAGGAAUGCAAGGAACAAAUGUGGAUUCAGGCUAUUGCAUACAUCCCACAGCAUGAGAUAGAAAUAGGUUAGGAAAAAUAAUAAAUGCAUUUUGGCUGGACACAGUUUGUGGUUUUUGGUGUCUGGUUAGGCAUUUUUUAAUGACUGAAGAGUCUUAUUUCAAAUUGGAAGGAUCUUUUGUUUGAAAUGGAAAGUGAAAUUAGUGGAUGUCUUCCUUAGUCUGCAGAGACUGGCUUUUGGGUUGUGUUGCUCAUCUGCAAACUUGACUGAUUUUGGGACUUGUGGAUCCAUUGGCACAUAAUUCAGUUAGUGUAAUAAGCACUCAAUGUGUUUACAAAAACUGCAUACUAAAAGAGAAAAAUUUGGUGUGGAAUUUUCCCUGAGGAGUGAGUAGAAACCUCUGGCACUAACAACCUGCUCCUAGGGCAAUGACUCAGAGCCUUUUACUACUAUUUCUCCAAGUCACAUUUAUUAAUUACAAAGACUGUGUGGAUUUGCCAGCAAGAGAAGACCAAGGGAAGAAGUGUAAAGGAAGUUUGAACUGUUGUGAAUGUCCAAAGCUCAAAGAAAUGAAGUGAUGGUUGGGAGGGACAUCCACAGUGGGGAGGAGAAAAUAGAAAAAAAAGAUCUGUUUGAAAAUACAGAGGGGAUCCCCUCUAAUUUCUCCAUGUAUUCAAGAUCACUGAAUGUGGAGGUGCUGUAGAUAUCUAGAUGUCUUAGAGUGAGAAAAGAACUGAUAGAUGUGAAGCAAAGAAGCAGCAAGGUUUUCUGCUGUCAAAACAAAAAUUUAGUCUUUUAGACUCAUGUAUUGGUUUUGUAAGUCCUUCCAGAAAUUAUUACAUACUCAUAAAAAUGUUACAAAAGUCUCUUAUUACGUUUACUGAUGUGUCUUUAAAUAAUUUCUUAACCCAUCUACUUCAGAGAAGCAUUUCAAAGAUGCGUUGAAAGCACAAUACUCCUAAAACUGCCCUCAGGGAGCUUUGUCUUGUGCUCAAAGUGCAGGAGUCACUUGCACCCUGUGGUGGCUUUAUGGAACAAUACAGAAUAUAUAUACACAUAUAUAUAUUUCUCAUCCAGCCUCAUGUGGUACUGACCAUGAGACUAUACAGUAAGGUAUUGA
Molecule: messenger RNA, 4888 nt
Organism: Prinia subflava (tawny-flanked prinia)
Lineage: Eukaryota; Metazoa; Chordata; Aves; Passeriformes; Cisticolidae
Gene: GJD4
Product: gap junction protein delta 4
Exons: 2
Coding region: 239-1486 (415 amino acids)
Biological process (GO): cell-cell signaling
Cellular component (GO): connexin complex
Molecular function (GO): gap junction channel activity
Source: RefSeq, a predicted model, not a curated record